AUGGCAAGCAAACUGAAGUGGCCAUGGCUCGGAAUAGCUAUUCCGUGCUUCUUGAUUGCCCUGCUUUCCUAUGGUAGUCACUUCUUUAUUCUGGCGAAUUUUGCAUCACGAAGUAAACAAAUAUGGUUUGAAUGUAGUGUAACAAUGAUAUGGAUAUCGUACUAUUUGGCAAUUUACACAAAUCCCGGUAAGAACGAUCGUCCAAUUCAUCCUAAGAAAUAUGAAUGGAAAAGAUACUGUAAGAAAUGCAAGAAUUUUAAAGGACAAAGGACCCAUCAUUGUAAGACAUGCAAACAGUGCGUGGUUAUGAUGGAUCACCACUGCCCUUGGACAAUGAAUUGCGUCGGAUUAGAGAAUUUCCCACAUUUUAUGCGGUUUCUCUUCUGGGUCAUUGUAACUACUGGAUUCUUGUCAUUUCAGCUGUUAUGCCGAGUGGUGUACCUUUUUAAGCACAAGAACCUUCCACACUAUAUGUUUCAUACUUCAGAGCUUAUAUUUCUGACCGUGCUAACGCCUCUCGAUUCUUUCGUGCUGCUGAGUAUCGCACUGUUGUUUUGCAGGUGCCUUUCCAACCAAAUUUUUUCUGGCAGAUCACAGAUCGAAGUCUGGGAGAUGGAGCGACUGGAAGCUUUGUUUUAUUCAAAGAGAUUGAUUCCUCAGUUAAUCCAUAGCGUAAAGGAAGUAUUUCCAGAAGCUCAUUUGCUACAAAGAGAGGAUGAAUUCACUAAACUCCUCAAUGACCGCCGGCUACGGUUUGAAGAUGUGGUAAAUUUCCCAUAUGAUAUUGACGUCUGGACAAAUACCGUGAAUUUACUUGGAUCUCCCUGGCUAUGGUUAUGGCCCUUCAGUAAACCGAAAGUAAGCGGCAUGAAUUUCCCAAAAAAUGAACUCUCGGAGUUAAGUCUGGGGUCAAGUACGCUGGAUAUGUUCUUAUCCCUACCCUGGCCUCCUGAUUGCUGUAAAAAUGGUGUAAAAAUUGUAGUUCCCUCCAAUAAAAUGGAAACUUCAAUGAAAAACGGGGAACAACUAAUAAGAAGAAGGUCACCAGAGCCAGAGCAAUAUGUGCCUAGGACUAAAUGGCAAAAUGACUGGGGGGAAAACUUGGAGGAUUUUGGCGUCGACGUUGAGACAGACGAUCCAGAAGGCACUAGGGAAGAGAUAGAUUGA
Molecule: messenger RNA, 1167 nt
Organism: Zygotorulaspora mrakii
Lineage: Eukaryota; Fungi; Ascomycota; Saccharomycetes; Saccharomycetales; Saccharomycetaceae
Gene: PFA4
Product: palmitoyltransferase PFA4
Exons: 1
Coding region: 1-1167 (388 amino acids)
Biological process (GO): peptidyl-L-cysteine S-palmitoylation; protein targeting to membrane
Cellular component (GO): Golgi apparatus; endoplasmic reticulum membrane; endoplasmic reticulum
Molecular function (GO): protein-cysteine S-palmitoyltransferase activity
Source: RefSeq, a predicted model, not a curated record